Molecule: messenger RNA, 1227 nt
Organism: Akanthomyces muscarius
Lineage: Eukaryota; Fungi; Ascomycota; Sordariomycetes; Hypocreales; Cordycipitaceae
Exons: 1
Coding region: 1-1227 (408 amino acids)
Biological process (GO): epoxide metabolic process
Molecular function (GO): epoxide hydrolase activity
Source: RefSeq, a predicted model, not a curated record
AUGUCUGACUAUUCCAAGCUCCCGGCGGCUGCCACCUUGGCCGUGCACUCUUUUACCGCGCAUGCAUCCGAGGAAAAGGUGCAGCACUUCAAGCAGCUACUGGAGCUGUCGCCCAUCGGGCCCGCCGUGUAUGAAAACACGCAGCAUGGGCGCGCAUAUGGCAUAACCAGAGACUGGCUGAAAGAAGCAAAGGAAAAGUGGUUGAAUUCUUUCAACUGGCGCAAGUACGAAGAGCGCAUAAACUCGUUUCCAAACUUCAAAGCUAAAGUCAAGGAUGCAGACGGCAGCAGUCUCGACAUGCACUUUAUGGGUCUGUUCUCUGAAAAGGCAGACGCAAUCCCAAUUGUGUUUCUCCAUGGGUGGCCCAGCUCGUUUGCAUCUUUUAUGGAUAUACUGGACCAUCUGAAGAACAAAUACUCUGCGAAAGACCUGCCCUACCAUGUCGUCGUUCCAUCCCUGCCAGGCUAUGCCUACUCGUCAAGCCUACCCACGGAAAAGGACUACGCGCUGGACAAGGCAGCUGGAGCCAUUGACAACCUGAUGAUUGGUCUCGGCUUCAAGUCUGGCUAUCUCGCGCAGGGUGGCGACUUGGGGAGUUUCAUCAGCCGAAUUCUGACCAUGAUGUCCGAUUCUUGCAAAGGCAUGCAUGUCAACAUGAUGACCAUUCCUGGCGGAGAGGAACCCAAGGACGACUUGGAAAAGGCCGCGCUCGACAAGGCAAAAGAGGUUGUCGAUACGGGAAUGGCCUUUGCCCUGGAGCAGGGCACACGUCCUGCCACAAUUGGCCUCGCUCUUAGCUCUAGCCCGCUAGCACUCCUCAGCUGGAUUGGCGAGAAGAUGCUCGCUUGGACGGACCAGGACCCGCCUCUGGAGAAGAUUCUAGAGACGGUCACCCUUUACUGGAUGACGGACACCAUCUCGCGGUCUUUCUGGCACAACCGAGCAAUGGCCGGCGCCGGUGACGAGCCGAAGAUGGCGCGCAUCACUGUUCUCACUUCGAUGUCAAUGAUCAAGCUUCCAUUUGUGCAGAAGCCGACUGGGUAUUCCAUGUUUGCCCACGAAAUUGUUCCGGUUCCACGCAGCUGGGCGGCUAAAACCUGCAACCUUGUCUUCUUCAAGCACCACGAGGCAGGUGGCCAUUUCGCGGCAAUGGAGCAACCUUUGGCUUUGCUAGAGGAUGUUGAAGAUUUUGUCAAGGUGGCUUGGAAACCUGUAGUGGAGGCUUAG